CCAUGUUCAUUCGUCUACGGGCUGUCAGCACGUUCGGUCGGGAUUUCCGCGUUGCAUAGCGCUAAAGUGAAUUUUAGGAGUGGUUUGCGGUGUCUGCUUAUGUGCUUAAAGAGGAAGAGUAUGGUGUAAUCCUCUUCGUUCUAGCGAGGCACUCGGUUGACAUGGUUGCUGUGUAUGUGUUGGUAUGUCUGCAAAAAGGAAAAAUGUUUAUUGAAUAAGUUUCGACUCGAUAUCAAAUUUUGAGAAAAAGUUUUCGUUGCUUUUGAAUGGUUGCGAAGUGAUAAUAAGUGGUGCAGUUCAAUACCGAUCUCUUGAAAAUAUAUGUUUGUGCUGUCAAAACAAAACAAGUUUUGAAGAAAUAUCAAAGAAACGAGUGUUUUCCCUAAGCUAUAUGUUUUGGUAGAAAUUGUAUGUGUGGUAUACUUGAUGUGAAGUAGGUAUUAAAAAGCCGUGUCUCAGUGAUUAUACGGAUAAGACAUUUUCGCUUCAAACCAACUAUAUGGGUUCAUCCGUGUCGCAGGAGUGAGCAGUAUCUUACAUCCAGCGGCGAGAAUCAGCUGAACACAGAAAUACAAGUGAGUUACUAUCUUGCCAAUUCUAUGUAACCUGGACGAAACAAGGUCAAGUAAGAACUUCAACGCUACGAAUGUUUCCAUAUUAUAUGGAUUAAGGUAUAUUAAGAAAACAUAUUAACUGGGUGCUGAACGACCGAGAUGCUGACAGUGGCAACAAAUCAUUUGGCCAUUAAGUAGACUAUUAUCGUCGAACGAAAAAAAUACUCUAUAAUCAGAGAUCUGUUAAGACCAAACCAAAAAUGUGACUAACCAAUGAAAGCACCCAAAUGUGCUGAAUAAACGUAUUGGAGUGUAACCAAGGAGAAGUCCGAAAAACAAAAAAACAGUUGAAAAAGUUUCGAGAAAAAAUUACAUCGCAGUAUCAGAGAAGUGCACAAAACCAAGCUGCUAUAUGCUUUACUUCCUUGCUGGAGGAAAUCGUCAAGAAGGGAAAAUCGACCAUAAAUGAGUAACUAUCGUUAGUAAGCAAUUGGUUGCUCUGCAGCUCCUAAAGUGCAAAACGAGCCUUGAAAAAAUCGCCUACAGCACCCUAACAAAGGCUCUACCACCAUGACUGUGAAACUUUUUCGGCGAGGAUCGGCUCGAUGCAUCGGAUUGCUAUCAGCAUUCAUUACUAUCCUGCUCUGCCUGUACUACAUCUCAAUGGGCCAACCCUCGACUACACCCGGUCCUGGGGGAACACACAAAGAUAGCUUGCAUCUAAAGCGAUUAAGCAACAUUCAUGACCCGCACCGUGACGGUCGCAGCAAUCACAAUGCAAAUCAAUCUUGGCACAGUUGGCUGCGGAACAAUCUAAAUUCAAUUGGCAACGACAGGCGGAAUGGUGCACUGAGGCCUCCGGUCUCGAGUGACCUGAAUGGGAUAGGGGAUAAUACAGAUGAAAAUAUCGGCAGAAAUACGAGCCCACCGCGGUUCAACUCCAAAUGGGAUGAAUGCUCUGCAUUAGAAGAAGCACCGACGGACAUUACCACCGGCGACGAAUAUGGAAAUUUUGAUUUUCAGCCAGAAUGGAUGAAAACAAAGGAAUACUGGGAUAAAGAUUUUGAAAGCCGCUUCGAAAAACAGCAAAAGGAUCUGAAGAGGCCUCCACUGAAGAUCAUGGUUGUUCCUCACUCUCAUAAUGAUCCGGGAUGGCUGAAAACAUUUGUCAACUACUUUCAGUCGGACACACGUCAAAUUUUAAAUCUCGCCGUCACGAAGAUGCCAGAAUACAACAACAUGUCUUUCAUUUGGAGCGAAAUUAGCUUUCUACAGAUGUGGUGGGAUCAGGCCCACCCUACAAAGCAAAGGAUAUUGAAAAAGUUAGUGAAAUCUGGUCGAUUGGAAAUUACAACCGGCGGAUGGGUUAUGACAGACGAGGCAAAUGCUCACUUAUAUGCCAUGAUUGAUCAGUUGAUUGAAGGACAUCAAUGGGUGAAAACGAAUCUCGAUGUAGCACCUACCAGCGGCUGGAGUAUUGAUCCAUUUGGUCAUGGUAGUACGGUUCCAUACCUACUUGCAGCCAGCGGUUUUGAAGGAACGAUUAUUCAACGUAUACAUUACGCUUGGAAACAAUGGUUUGCGCGACACAGCUACGGAGAUUUUUUCUGGACUCCAUACUGGCGAAGUCCCGGUGCGUCGCUUGAUCGAAAGCAUACCUUGCUAACCCAUAACAUGCCAUUUGAUAUAUACUCCAUCAAACAUUCUUGUGGGCCACAUCCUUUUAUUUGUCUUAACUUCGACUUCCGUAAAAUCCCCGGCGAGUAUACGGAAUAUUCCAUCAAGGCACAAUUCAUCACUCCAGAAAAUAUCGAAUCUAAGGCCGAUUUACUGAUGGAACAGUACGCACGAACAGCAUCACUUUUUCCACAUAACGUCGCACUUAUUCCCGUUGGUGAUGAUUUUCGUUACAACAAAGAAAAGGAAAUGGAGCAACAGUACGCUAACUAUAAAAAACUUAUCGACUACAUCAACGAAAACAAAAACAAAUAUAAGGCCGACAUUAAGUUUGGAACGCCAAAAGAUUAUUUCGAUGCUGUCAAAGAACGCUACAAGACAUUCCCGAUUUUAAAAGGAGACUUCUUUGUAUACGCCGAUAUCUUUAACGAAGGUAGACCGGCUUAUUGGUCUGGAUACUUUACGACCCGACCGUACUACAAGAUACUAAGCCGUGAAUUGGAGCAUAAUCUAAGAAGUCUAGAAAUUUUGUUCACACUAGCCUUCAAUCGUGCACGACAAGCAGGCAAUUCAAACGCAUUCAAAAUCUACGAGAAGAAUUAUGAAAAAAUGAUACUAGCAAGGCGAAAUCUCGGUUUAUUCCAACAUCAUGACGCCAUAACCGGCACAUCCAAGGCAAACGUAAUGCGGGAUUACGCUCUUCGGUUGUUCGAGAGCAUUCAAGAUACAGUCAAAUUGCAAGAGAAAACAAUCGAACUGUUGAUUCAAGCAAAAGGCUCGGAACUGAACUUUUUGAUCGGCGAACUGGAACGUGAUAACUUUGGCAAACUCCCACGAAAAACACCGCUAGUUGUAACGGAAGCACGGAGCACUGAUUUCGUAAUAUAUAAUUCUCUAGCACAGGAACGAUUGGAAGUUGUUUUGAUACGUACGCUCUCACCGCGUGUGAAAAUUGUCGACCCCACUGGCAAACAAAUGGACAUCCAAAUCAAUCCCGUAUGGAAUAUAACCGAGUCAACCUAUGCAACUAGAAAGAUUUUUCCCUCCGACAAAGAGUACGAAGUUAUGUUUGUGGCUAAGCUGGCUCCGUUAUCGCUGACAACAUUUACCGCCACGUAUGACGAUGAUUUCAAACCAAAGAUGGCAACGCUCUAUUGUAAUGAGUGCCAAGAUGAAAAAAACGAAAUUUUCGAAGUAAGAAACAAACAGCCUGGCGACAUUCAGCUUGAAAAUUACAAAAUGCGGCUACUGUUUGAUGAACAGAGCGGAUUUUUGAAAUCAAUUACCAAGAAAAAUAUGGGCAAACAAAUUCAGUGCGCAAUAAAAUUUGCCGCCUAUAAAAGUGCUCAGUUCCAUUCUGGAGCAUACUUGUUCAAGACAGAUCCGGAACAAAGGAAUUCAGAAAAAGAGGUUUUAGAACAGUAUAACGACGUGACGAUUUUAAUAACAUCUGGACCACUUGCCAGUGAUGUUACGGUUAUCUACGGUCCGUUCCUAGCACACACCGUUAGGAUUUACAAUUCGAACACUAUUCUGGACAAUGGAAUCUACAUUGAAAACGAUGUGGAUUUUGAAAUGCCUCCCAAAAACCGCGAAACUGAAUUGUUUAUGAGAUUUGUCACUGAUAUUGAAAACGGAGGAAGCGAAAGACCUGAGUUUUACUCAGAUUUGAAUGGUUUUCAAUACCAAAAGCGUACGAAAGUACCGUCUAUCGGAAUCGAGGGAAACUAUUUCCCAAUAACUAGUGGAGCAUUCAUUCAAGACGAGAAAAUGAGACUGACUUUGGUGACGAUGCAUGCGCAGGGAGCAGCUAGCCUAGAACCAGGACAGCUCGAAGUUAUGCUAGACAGACGUACUUUGUAUGACGAUUACCGUGGAAUGGGUGAAGGAGUUGUAGAUAGCCGUCUUACAAGGCAUAGGUUUUGGGUGACAUUGGAAACAAUUGAAAAGGCUCCAACUACCACUGGCGAAUCACCGGAUCGGAAUGAUGACUCCAAACCCACUGAAUACCAACUGCCAAGCAUUUUUGCAAACAGCUUAUCCAAUGGUCUAAAUUAUCCGGCAAAUCUGUUUAUCGUCGAAAAGUACGACGAAAGCAAUCAGGUAAUACUAAACCGGGCAGUGCACCUACUCAGCACUCCGUUUCCCUGUGAUCUACACAUUCUGAAUCUCCGAACACUGACUGAAGGUAAUCUUCCGCUAUUUCCCUCGAAUUCGGCCUUGUUGGUUCUACAUCGGCAAGGGUACAAUUGCCGAAUAGGAGGCGAAGAAGUAGUAAAUUAUUUUUGUAAUAAUAGUAACAGCGGUAACAGUAGUGUUAGCAGUAGUAGUAUUGUUAAUAUUUACAAUAUAGAUGAGUACAAUAGACAACUACAGUUUUUCACUGGAGAGCUGUUGGAACAAAUUACUAGUACUUCGUUAACAGGUUUACAUCUUGGAGAACCAGUGAGUUCUAUAACAGAUAUAUUUCUGGAGCCGAUGGAGCUAAGAACUUAUAAUUUAACGUUCGUUAAGUGAACAAUGUAUCAGGAUUCGAGAACUCUCUUCCAAAUAGUGUGAUGCCUUUGAUUGAAAAUACGAAUUUGGCUGCAUCAUUUAGUUACUUCAAACGCAAAUAUUAAACAAACUUUAUGUUCCUUUAAAAUCAUUAACAUCCAAAUUGUAUCACUUUUCAAAGGAUCGUGCUGUUCGUAUACAUGGCGUAUGAGGCAUCGAUCCACGGGUCUACUAUGUCUUAGAAUCUCAUAUAGAUGAGUGUAAUACGAGUUCAUUGACUUUUCUCAUUUUCAUGGUUCAUGUCAGAGGCAUUGAUUGAAUUUUAAAAUAGACAUAUUAAAAUUUAAUCUAAUGAUAUGUUAUUUAUGAAAUCAUAUACAAAAUGUUCGAGACCAUAUUAUUUUAAAAGGAAAAAACCAAAAAUCAUAUUUUAGUAAUAGAUGGUGUUAAAAACAUUCAUGAUAAACGGUGUAAAUUCACUGCGGAAAUUUAGUUCAAUUGAUUAUUAGGUACCAAAUAUAACGUCAGAAAAGAACAUCGUCUAAUGUAACUAUCCCUCCAUAUGAGCCCCAUGGGGUAUUUAAUUUCAAACCAUCGACACCAAUCAUUCCAACAGAUCCGAAUAACGUAUUAAACCAUAUAUAAACAAUUCUCUCCACAUGUCCACGUCACAGCAUCAAUGCUCAGUGAUUUUCUACCAAUAUGAUACAAAACAAUACAAAUCAAAAGUUUAAUCGUUUCUCGUACAUACCAACAGGCAAAAUUAUGCACGUUUUAAUUGUACAUAUUUAAGGCUCACAAUUAAACAUUUUGUUUUCGAACUGUAUCUUAAAAUGUGAUUUUAGUUUUAGUUUCUGUUUUCGUUUCAAUACCCAGACUAAUCGGAUUAACUACUACUGUUUUGUCACUUGUAAUUUAAAGUGCUACACAUCGCUAAGUAUGACAAUUUAUGACAACCAGUAUGAUUUUUUUUCUUAUCUAUAGUAAACCGUCCAGCAGUUUGUCUCAUACCAUCGUUCACUAAUUAGUCGAUGUCGAGAGGACACACUACACCAAUUAUUAGUUGAUAUUUGACUACAGCCUACAUUAACGUACCCUUAGAAGAAUUAUGAUUUUCAUAAAUCAUACAAUUAAGAAUUGAAUAAAAGCCAUUGACAGCAACAUCUCAAAACUGAAGGAACAUUUGUUUCCAUACCCUACGCAGCUUAUUAUAUUUUACCUGUCCAUGGAGAGUAUAUUACAAAACAGAAUCUUUAAUAUUGAUAUUAGAACGAAAGAUAUUAUACGAUUAACAAGUUCGGUUUAAUUUUCAUUAGCCUUUUAAACCAUAAAUGAAAUAAAAUGAUCAAAGUGUAGUUAAAUAUUUAGGAAAUUAAACUAUGUGAAAAGAAUUGUAGAGAAAAUUUGUUCUAGGUUGCCAGGGAGAAAUAGAGUGGUGAAUAAACUAAAAAUGAUUAUUAGUAAUGAGAUAGGCUCUGGUUCUAUGUAAAACCUGUGCGUGGUGCUCCGUGUUCCUGAUUUUGUACAAAGAUAAAUAUUAUUUGUUGUUUUAGCGACCUACCUUUGUACUUCUUAGUUUAAUCCAUUGAUCUGCUUAGUAAACCAAAUGUCUGAAAUAGAACUUUAAGCAAAAUACAAAAUAAAAUAUUUAAA
Wyeomyia smithii (pitcher-plant mosquito) is the source of this 6380-nucleotide messenger RNA. RefSeq names its product alpha-mannosidase 2 (gene alpha-Man-IIb). Gene Ontology annotation, cellular component: Golgi membrane. The transcript has 9 exons. The record is from RefSeq and is a predicted model, not a curated record. Gene Ontology annotation, biological process: protein deglycosylation; mannose metabolic process; N-glycan processing. Bases 1125 to 4748 code for a protein of 1207 amino acids. NCBI's taxonomy places the organism in Eukaryota, Metazoa, Arthropoda, Insecta, Diptera, Culicidae. Gene Ontology annotation, molecular function: alpha-mannosidase activity; carbohydrate binding.